CUACCUGGUGAGAAAACAGCCUGCAGAGAGCAGCAGGCUGCCGGUGCCUGUGCCAGAUCAGAGAUGUCUUGCCUGCCUGUCUGCUCCUGUUACUGAUUUUGCUGCUGUGAGAAAGUUCAGGGCGCACAAGAGACAGCAGAGGCUGCUGCGGGGAACCAUCCCCCCAGGAGGCAGUACCCCACAUCUGGCACCAAGAGGGAGCACAGACCAUCACUUUGACUCUCCCCAUCCUCCCUCCCUUCCUAUCUCACCCUUCCUUGAGAGGAGGUGAUGCGUCACCGUUGCGAUGCAGGAGUAGAUCAUCUAACGGGUCAUGGGAGACGGUGGGGAUUCUUGUACUCAAAAAAAAUCCAGCUUACGUUCAGCCAGAGCUGCAUGUGAUCCCCCAUCCCACCGCAGCCCUCUCCUACUCAGAUACCCCAAAGCCACAGCGUUCAUCCCACCUCUUCUUCCCCCAAGGCAUCCAUUUUGCUGCUGCAAAACUGAGUUUGCCUGCACCGAUUCGACAUCUUGAUCUAGCCCUAAUCGGGAAGCUGCGUGUAUAAGCUGAGCUCAGAGGGAUGCCCAUAAAGGAUUUAUUUCCCCCAUACAGGGAGCACAGAAGCUAAUGCAUAUCGCUGUUGCAGUGUCUCUGCCAGGCUUCGGCUUUCCUGAUUGCUCGGCGCCCUGUGGUAGUGAGAGCACAGAGGAUUUUAAAGAAGUUGAAAAUGUCUGAUCUAAUGCAUCUUUGGGGUUGGCCACACGUGGUGGGAUAAGGGUGUGCUUCACAGAGCGCUGAGCUGGUGCUUUUUUUUAAAUCAGCAUCUGAAUCAUUGUAAACAGGCUCGUUUGGCAGCCGCUGCAGGCUGGCAGCAUGCAGCUUAACUCCUGACAAAUUUCUCAUCCUCGCUCUCUGUGCUGUAGCUGGUUUAGGCAGGAGUUAGGAAGGCGCCAGGCAUUUUUAAGCCUUCUGCACCCUAAAACUAUGGGAGAUUCUCCCAAGUCUGAAGCAUAAAGUUCUGUUCCCUCUGGUUCUCAACUCGAGAUGUAGCAUCUCAUGAUGAUUUGUGUUACUUCUCCUAUACUCUUCCCUUCAUUCUGGGGCCACAUUUCUCCUUUCAGCUAAUCUUUAUCUUCAGGUUAAGGGCCAGCUUUCACUCUGUGGACUGGUUUUGCGGAGACUUUGCUCAGAGCCGCCACAUACUGUGUACAGUACCUGGAAGCAAUUCUGACCCCAGUAAAUUGUGAUCCAUGGCUACAGUGCUAAUAUGCCGAAGAUUUCCAAGACUGAGCAGGGUGACUGCAUUUUCGACUACAGCCAAGUGCAAGGCUGAGAGCGGAAGCAGCAAAAGUGAGCAGGAAAAGGAAGAGAACCCAGAAACGGCCAACACCAGAAGCGAAUCUGCAGCUACAAUCCAGUUGCUGAAUCCACUGGACUACAGAGUAUUGCAUAAUCCAUCUGCCUAUGCCAAAAGCAGAGCUGUCUCCCAGCAGCACGCUGCUAGGAGCAGUGGCCAGGCUCUCGGUGACACUUUCACCAGCCCUGGCAGGGCACAGGUUCAGCAUACAUUCGGUAACGCCUCUUCUCAAGCUUUGCCUUCUGUCGGAAAUGCCCUGCCAAAGCCCAAGUCCAAACCGCUCCUCAAGCAGACCAUUUCGGCGUGCCUUUCUGUGGCACAAACCAAGGAGGAGGCAGAAAAGGAUAAAAGAGAGAUGCAUGACUCCAAGGAGGACCCUCGCAUGUUUCAGAAGGGGAGGCCUGAAUACAAAUCUCUCAGCUAUGACAAGUUUGAGCCAGUAGAGACCCUUUCUUUAGAAGAAGGUGACUCGAUUUUACACAGUGUGGCCGUAUGCAAGGGCAGCCAGAGCACAGGAACUAUCACAGAUUAUUUUUGCAAGCUGAGUCGUUUGCCAGUGGAACAACAUGCAGCAUUGGUGUCCGAACCCAGGUUUAAUACACUGUGUCGCUGUGCUGUCAAAAACAUCGGGUUGUUCAGUACUUCAGAACUCGUCGAUAUUUUGAAAGCUUGUGUUCGUUUGGUUGUUCCACCCACGCACCCUCUGCUGAACGCAUGCGAGAACGAAUUCUGCCGGCGAGUGUGGGACAUGAACCUGGACCAGCUGCUGCUGGUGGCUGAUUGCUGGCGCUGUCUGGACCGUAGCGUGCCUUCCUACCUGAGCAUUUUGUUCAGCUAUGCCAACAUGCACUGGAAAGACCUCACUUUGCCCCGGUUUGUUCAGCUUCUUUAUAUCAUAGGUGAAGGCCGGAGGUCACCCGCAGACUUGACGCAGAAGGUGGAGAGCAUGAUUUUGAAGUACUUGGACUCCUUCACCUUGGAGGAGGUGGGUGCUGUCUGCUUAGGGCUCUUCAAGUCCCUCAGUGGUAUCUCUGACCACGUCAUGAGAAAAAUUGCAGACAGAGUCUACCUGCAGAUGGAAGACAUGAGCACUUACGCUUUGGUGAACGUGCUUAAAGUACUCCGCUACAGUCGCGUGGACCACUUACCCCUCUUGAAGGAACUUGGGAAGGUUAUUCCUGCUCGGAUUCCUACAGUAAACAUCCAGGGCAUCAUGCACAUCACUCUUACCUGUUCAUCCCUACACUACUUUGACGAGGGCAUUAUGGCUGCUGUAGCCAUGUCUUUGCCUUCUAAGGUGACUUACUGCCGAAGCAAAGAUGCUGCCAAGUUCUUGUGGUCGUUUGGAUGCCUGGACUAUGAACCGCCAAACGAGGAAGAGUUUUACUCCAGCCUGAUAGAGCAGAUGCAUAGGAAACUCCAUGAAUUUAGGAAGUAUCCAGAGCAUCUCCUUACUGGUUUGCUUGGCCUGGCAUUUGUCAAACGCUUCCCAGAGGACCUGAUAGACUAUGCUUUGAGGGAUGAGUUUGUCCAGAAAACAAGAGGUAGUAAGUAUGAGCUCAAAAAGGACCUGUUCACGCUUAGUAAGAGUGUUGAAAUUGAGUGCCCGAGCUACCAAGGCAGCCGCCUUCCACCUCAGCUUUAUCGAGAGAUGACCGAGAUGGUUUUGAAUUUUGCAGAGCAAGAAAUCUAUGUCAGGCCUGAAAUUGUGGAAGCUGUGUCUCUUCUCGAGAGCAUGUUAGGUGGCCCCGAGUAUGUGAAAAACCACAUGAUCCUGCCUCACACGAGAUCGGGUGAUCUAGAGGUUCACUUGGCUAUGGAUGGGCAUCCCAUCCCUUUCAACUUAAAGGACCCUAUUACAGAUAAGAAACUGAAAGACUUCGGAGUUAGUCUAACGGAUGACUUAAUGACUCAGCUUAUAAAAGGGAGAUCUAAUAGCCAGUCUCCUGUGGAAGUGGAAAAUGAAGCCAGGACUCCUGGGCAGGAGGGGAGGGAAGAAGCAGGAACACCAAAGGCAGGGGACAGUGCUGCGCUUUCAGGUGGAGCUCUUCUUGCAGAUGCCAGAUUGCAAGUUGAGCCUAAAUCGGAGCGCUGUCUUGAAGUCCCCCCAUCUCUUACACUGAACCGGCAGCCUCGGCAGGUGAAACUGGCGAUUCAGGUGUCCAACCGAAACCACUACUGCUACUGCUCCAAGCGGCUCUUGGGGCUGCACUGCUUGAAACGGCGGCAGCUGCAGCAGCUGGGGUACGUGGUGGUUGAGCUUCCCUUCUGGGAAUGGUUUCCUCUGCUCAAACGCACGCGUUUGGAGAAACUGAGCUACCUCCAUUACAAAGUGUUUGACCCAGCGCUGCUUAGCAGGGCUGGCUAGUCUGGUAUAGUGCUCGCUCAGAGGCUGACACUGCCUCCCAGAUGCAUCUCUCUUUCUGUUUACUGAUUUAAAUGGUCCCUGAGUGUUGGUUAAGUUUUUGGCAGGUCCUCUGUGUGCUCAGGCUGCCUUGCUGUGUUAGUCAGUUCUGCUCUGCUGACAGUCAUAUGUCCCACGCUCUCCUUUUGUACAUACAUCCUCAAAUGCUUCCAUGACAAAUAAAUACUACUGUCCUAUUCA
Molecule: messenger RNA, 3942 nt
Organism: Harpia harpyja (harpy eagle)
Lineage: Eukaryota; Metazoa; Chordata; Aves; Accipitriformes; Accipitridae
Gene: FASTKD5
Product: FAST kinase domains 5
Exons: 2
Coding region: 1231-3705 (824 amino acids)
Biological process (GO): mitochondrial RNA processing; regulation of mitochondrial mRNA stability
Cellular component (GO): ribonucleoprotein granule; mitochondrial matrix
Molecular function (GO): RNA binding
Source: RefSeq, a predicted model, not a curated record